AUGGAGGACCAUAAGCAAGCAAAAAGCAUCGUAAUUGGUGAAUUAAUAAAGAAUAAGUACAAGUCAAUCAAAAGAAAUUACACUCCAAAUGACAUGAAUGAUGACUUUGGAGUAACCAUGGGAUACACAAAAGCAUGGAGAUCAAGAAAGAAAGCUUUGUGUCUAGUAAGAGGGAACCCCGAUGAUUCAUAUAAAAAGUUGCCAAUGUAUCUUUACAUGUUGAAGCAAGGAAAUCCAGGAACAAUAACACACCUACUCACAGACAAGGAAGAUAGAUUCAAAUACAUAUACAUUGCUUUCUCUAACUCAAUCAAUGGCUGGAGAUACUUGAGGCCUAUAAAUGUUAUUGAUGGAACUUUCUUGAAAAAUGCACAUGGCGGUACCCUAUUUUCAGCAUCAACGUUAGAUUCAAACAAUAACAUUUUUGUCUUGGCUUUUGGAAUAGCAGACUUUGAAAAUGAUAACUCAUGUCUUUGGUUCUUCUCCAAACUGAGAGACACCUAUGGAGAACCCAAAGGAUUGGCUAUUGUUUCCGACAAACACAAGAGCAUAGACAAUGUUGUACAUAUGGAGUUCCCAAAUGCAUUUUAUGGAGCUUGCAUGUUUCACUUGCUCAAUAAUUUGAAAAGCAAGUAUGGAAGCCAUGGAGAAGAACUACAAAUGAAUUUCAUUGCAGCAGCAAAAGCAUACACAAAAACAUAA
Messenger RNA from Humulus lupulus (European hop), 702 nucleotides. RefSeq lists its product as uncharacterized. The transcript is spliced from 2 exons. The record is from RefSeq and is a predicted model, not a curated record. The coding region runs from base 1 to 702 and encodes 233 amino acids. Lineage: Eukaryota; Viridiplantae; Streptophyta; Magnoliopsida; Rosales; Cannabaceae.